AUGAAAAUUGUUAAUCACCUUCAUCAUCUUCAUGAUCUUACUCAUUUAGACUUGUACGAUAUUUCUUGUUACAGUGAUCAAGGAGAUUUUCAAACAAUUAUUAACAAUAUUUGGAAUUUACCAAAGCUUAUUUAUUGUCACCUUAAUGUUCAUGUUAAUAAAGAGCGGAUACUUUACCCACCGACAAAGCUCUCGACAUCUCUCAGAAAUGUACGUAUAUCUGGCUAUACACUUAAAUGGAAUGAAAUAUAUCGAUUAUUCGAAUACACAUCUGCUCUCAAAUAUCUUUCAGUAUCUGUUAAAUCGAAUGAUGAUAGUGAUUAUAAAUCAUUUCUUUAUCCGACACUAAUCGAUCUAUCGAUUUAUACAUUCCAUAUUUAUGAUAUAUCGAAAUUAAUUUCUUUCUUGAAAAAUUUACCUAAUUUACGUCGUUUAAGUGUUAAUUUUUCGUCCAAUUUAAUCAAUGGUUAUCAAUGGAAAGAAAUUAUUCGUGAUUAUUUAUCCAAUUUAAAAGUAUUUCAAUUAAAAAUGAAAGAUGAAAUUUCUCUCAAUGAAAAUGUUGAAGAACGAGCAAAUGAAUUAAUUAAUUCAUUUCGAAAUUCAUUUUGGAUGGAUGAACAUAAAUGGUUUGUUCGAUGUUUUAUCCAUGAUCAAACUAUUCACCUCGAAACUUUAUCAAAACUAUAUUCUUAUUUAGAAAAAAAGCUACCUAAUUGGUGGAAAUCAACGUAUCCUCACGAUGAUGAAAAGAAAUAUUACAGUACCAUAUCAAGCAUCUAUCAUGACACAUUUUUUCAUCAUUCAAUUCCAUCAUACAUUCGUUUACAUAACAUUAAUUUUCUUUGUAUACAACUUCCUAUUCCGGAUGAAUUUUGGUCUGUUGUUCCGAGUUUAGAUAAACUGACGUCACUUACAGUAUCAUCUUACACUGAUACUUUUCAAUCUCAAUUGCAAACUUUACUUGAUCGUGCACAGAAUGUUCACAAUCUACAAAUUCGACAAAAAGAAUCAUUACCUUUGCAAAUAUCAUUAUUUCAAUAUACAAAUUCAUCAGUUUGUCAACUUAAUUUACAAGAUUGUCUUCGAUUGUGUCAUUCAUCAUUUGGUAUUCAAUGUAAAGUACUUAUGAUUCAAGUAAAAAAUCGUCAAAGUAUUAGUAUUCUUGUUAACAAUAUGAACCAUCUUCAAGCAUUGCAUGUUGAAUGUAAAGAUGAUCAAUACUCGAAACAGUUGUUAUCAGGAGAAAAUGUUGAUGAAUCAAACAAAGAUGAACUUAUUCAAUGGUUAAUCGAUCAUUUCCCAUCAUGCUAUUUUAUUGUUAGAGAUUCAAAUUCUCUUAAUUGUAUUCAAAUAUGGAUUCAAUAA
Messenger RNA from Rotaria sp. Silwood1, 1365 nucleotides. The record is from the annotation of a GenBank genome assembly. NCBI's taxonomy places the organism in Eukaryota, Metazoa, Rotifera, Eurotatoria, Philodinida, Philodinidae.